This is a messenger RNA of Phytophthora nicotianae INRA-310, 498 nucleotides long. RefSeq lists its product as hypothetical. Gene Ontology annotation, molecular function: protein binding. The transcript has a single exon. The coding region runs from base 1 to 498 and encodes 165 amino acids. NCBI's taxonomy places the organism in Eukaryota, Oomycota, Peronosporomycetes, Peronosporales, Peronosporaceae. The record is from RefSeq and is a predicted model, not a curated record.
AUGUCAUCGCUAUUGGAGCUUCCAUCGGAGCUGCUGGAGCUCAACGUGUGUCAGUGCCUGGAUGUCGUUAGUGUCUCUCAGCUCAGUCUCGUGAAUCGCAGCGUACAUCAGGAUAUCACGCACUGUUCCAAGCUCUGGGAGACCCUGGUGGCCCGUCACUUCGGCUACGUGAACAAACCGGCGCAGGCCCAAAGCAACAGUGACAACAGCGAGAUCAGCUGGAGAGAAGUCUUUAUUGCGGGUUGGCAGGACUAUUGGAUGUUGACCCCAGCCACACUGCAAGAGAGUGACGUCCUGCACGUGUACCACCAGAAGUUACGACUUCAACCUCGGGAGGCUCAGAUCAGACAGGAGAUUGUGCUCAUGCUGGGACUACGACGAAUUCCAAGCAGUGUGAAGCUAAUUCAGCUGUACGCAAAUGUGAUUCGACAGGCUCAUCUCGUUCCUCGUGUGGGUGCUGCCAGUACGGCAAGGGCUCUGCGCAGAUUGGCGUUGUAG